AUGUCCAUGUUGAAAACCGGGCAAACGCUCAAUCUUUUGGUUCGGAGAAGAUUUAUAUCUAUCAGCAGUUUAACAGUAGCCCGAUAUUACUCAGCAUGUACACUUCGUGAUUACCAACAGGAAUGUAUUGAUAAAUGCAUAUCGUCAAUUAGCCAAGGCAAACGUAGAAUAGGUGUUUCUAUAGCGACUGGAGGGGGCAAGACGGUUAUUUUCUCUAAUUUGAUAGAACAACUGCGACGAGUUUCGGGCAAACACGCCUACAAAACCCUGAUUCUUGUACAUAGGCGAGAACUUGCACUCCAGGCAUGCAACACGUUGAAAAGGUCAUUCCCACAUCUCAACGUCCAAGUUGAAAUGGGCAAGUACAAGUGUAAUCCACAGGUUUGUGAUGUUAUCAUUGCAUCCGUUCAGUCCUUGAUAAGACGACUGCCCCAGUACGAUCGGAAGAUGAUGGAUCUGAUUAUCAUCGAUGAGGCUCAUCAUGCGGCCGCCAAUUCAUACGUUGAGAUUUUAAAGCAUUUUGGGGCCGAUCAUAAGGAAAGUACUACACCUGUGGUAGGAUUCAGUGCAACAUUCGAAAGAGCUGACAAUAAGGCAUUGUCGAGAGUAAUGGAUGAAAUAGUUUUCCAUAGGGGUAUUCUCGAAAUGAUCGAUGACAAAUGGCUUUGCGAGGGUAAAUUCACUACAAUCGACGUUAAAGUCGACUUAUCAGAUGUUGCAGUUGUUGGGGCGGACUUCAACCUUGACCGGCUCUCCGGCGUUAUGAACACGGAAGAAGUGAAUAGAAUUGUCCUUCAAACUUACCUACAGAAAAAGCGAGACCACAACCUGAAAUCUACUUUACUUUUUGGCUGUGAUGUUCGUCAUGUAACUUCUUUGUUUGAGCUGUUUCAAGGCCAUGGAAUUAAUGCGCAAAUCGUGACUGCUAAAACUCGACAAAAUGAAAGAGACGCCAUUGUUCAGGAUUUCAAAGAGGGAAAAAUCGAGGUUUUAAUGAAUUGUGGUAUUUUCACAGAAGGCACAGACUUACCUAAUAUUGAUUGCAUUCUUCUUUGUAGACCUACCAAAUCCAGAUCUCUCCUUGUCCAGAUGAUCGGAAGGGGUUUGAGGCUACAUCACGGUAAGGAUUACUGCCAUAUCAUCGAUUUUGUCGGUGUAUCCAAUGUUGGUGUCGUUUCCGUUCCGACUUUAGCAGGAGUCAACUCUGAUGGUGUUACUUUAGAUGAGGCCACAUUAAAAGAUCUUGAACAAAUAAAACUAUCCAUUAUUCAAAAGCAACAGGAAUAUGAGAAUUCAAUAAAGGCCGAAAAAGAUAGAGAAAAAUUACUCCACAAGCAGUUUCAACAGAUGCUUGAAAAUGCAAAUACCUUUGAUUUGACUUUGACUACAUAUAAUGACUUCAAGUCGUUUUGUGAACAAAUUGAUUCCAAUCACGACGACGUGUCUAUAGAUGCACUGAGUGAUCCAGCUAAAGAGGCCAAGUUGAUUAAAGAUUCUGUGUAUCCUUGGGUUAAAUUUGCUAAAGAUGCUUGGGCCAUGCCGCUGGAUUCAGGGCACCAUCUUAGACUCUACAAGGAAAAGUGCUUAGAUCAGACUUCUCACAAUUAUGUCUUGAAACUAUACACUGAAAUACCGUACAAAUGCAGAGAGCAAAGUGGUAUACGAUUUAUACCGAGCAAAGUGAAAUCCAGUACGAAUUUAGUUCAAGUUGUUGGAUCUUUGAAUGCCCUCGUGGAAGAACUAUCAAAAAGGGUAAAUAAUUCAUUUGUCGCAUCAAACGUCCCUGGUUCAAAGAACUUCACCAAGUUCGCUAAUUGGAGAUCUACUUCAUCAUCACCUAAGCAAAGACAGCUCAUAAAGAAAAAACUCAAAGAUUAUUAUCUUAAAAGCGAGCAACAACUCAACAAGGGCAGUAAUAUCGUGACCAUUCCUGAUAUUGAUAGUUACGUUAAUAAGAUCACGAAAGGCGAAGCCUCCAACAUACUGUUUGCUCUCAAAUUGGCGCCAGUUUAUCCAUUGAAUUCAAUACUGAAGGUUCUGCGUUAUAGAAAAGAGCAAUUGAGCACUUAG
Messenger RNA from Lachancea fermentati, 2070 nucleotides. NCBI's taxonomy places the organism in Eukaryota, Fungi, Ascomycota, Saccharomycetes, Saccharomycetales, Saccharomycetaceae. The record is from the annotation of a GenBank genome assembly.